UCAGAUGCUUCCUGACAUGCAUGAGGGCCAGAGGGACCUUAUCUUUAAACAUUAGCCAGCUUGUAGUAGCUUAAAUGUUAAUCAUCUGUCAUGUUGGGAACAAAGGGAGUGAAAAGAAAAUUAGAUAAGUACUUCUGAUAGAGCCUAAACGUAAAGUGGAUAUUCUGACUAUCUUAAGAAGGGAACCCACCAGUACCAGGAAACAGCCCGGCAAAGGUCACGCUGAUUAUUUAUUGGAAAUCUGCCAAGGGUGAGCGCGAGCACGUGCGUCUGUUCCGUGCGUGCGCGCGCGCGUGUGUGAGCGUGCGUGUGUUUACUGGAAGAACCUCUGAACGGAGGAGGCGGAGCCUUACGAACAUCGGCUUUACUCACUGGAAACAACCUCCAGUAACCUUCCUCCACACACGGACAGGAUCUCUCCGGCAGAUAUCGACGCCGCCACAUUCCUCCGCUCAGGAAAGAAACCCACACACUUUCUGGAUACUUUUUUUUUUGGAUUUUAAUGCCUGAGUUAAUAAUUCAUCUAGCACUACUCUCGGGUAGUUUGCAUAUCUUUUCCUUUGGCGACGAGCGGCUGCGGUGCGGGGCUGAACAUAUCCGCAAGCUGUGCUUAGGUGCUCUCUCCCAGCCCCUCUCUGGAUGCAUCAGACUCCUCUGCCCCGGGGCCCUGGACCCGGUGUGUGACCCCUCCACCCUCACCCCAUUCCCCCUCUCUUUCCUCUCCCUCUGCCCCAAACUCCUUCCCACCUGUCCACCUCCACGCCCCUGUUCUGGGCCCCCUGCCUCUCGACCAGCGGGCAGAGGCAGGGGGUCAUGGCGCCAUGGUAACCUUCAGCGGACGCAACCCCCUCGCCAUGAGCAGCGUGACCCCUCCGGAGGGCAGGGUUCAGGGGUCGAACUUUACCCCGCAUCACUACAAGCCCUUCAGCUCGCAUGCACAUUACCAGCAGGUGAUGCUUGCAUUGCGUAAGCUACAGGAGAGUGGUUUUUACUGGGGGGCUGUGGGGGGCCGGGAGGCCAGCUCCCUGCUGCGCUCCGAACCGCCCGGCACCUUCCUGAUCCGCGACUCCUCGGACCACCACCACUUCUUCACCCUCUCUGUCCAGACGGCUCGAGGAACCAAGAACCUGCGCAUCCACAGCGAGGGAGGCGGCUUCUUCUUACAGCCAGACCCCCAAAACACCCUAGAGCCCCCGCAGUUUGAUUGCGUGCUGAAACUCAUAGCGCACUACAUGGGGAAAGGGCCAGACGCUGGAAGGAGCAGAGAAGUCGCAUGUGGGGGCAAUUCAGGAGAAGCAGAAAUGAAGGGGCGAAGCAUAUAUCUGAUCCACACCGGUGGAGAGAGGAUUCCCUUGGAACUGCGCCGGCCCCUCGCAACUUCUCUCUCAUCCCUGCAGCACAUGUGCAGGAGGACCCUGAACAACCGAGGCCUGGGGGGGUCGGAGCGAGCAGAGCAGCUCCCGCACACACUUAGAGACUUCCUGGAGGAGUACGACGCUCCUAUAUGACUGACAGGAACUGCAGAGGUUCCAUUUCAUGGACCAGGUGUCUUGAGGACAGCAUAGACCAGUUCUCAGCGCAUAUGUGAAUAUGCGCGCCAUCAGAUACUGACCAGAGUUAGCCUUAGACGCCAGUGUGAGGUCAGUUUUUCAUUGUGACCAGAAUCAGCUGAUCCCAGAUCUGUUUCAACACUGACGGACACCAUCUACCUAGAGUCUCCCACCGACCUGGGGUCUGGGAUGAGGAGUGUGAUUUGGGUAACCAACGAUUACCUCGUCCGUCCUGCCAUGCAAAAACUGACCACUAGUGUGAGUGGCAGAUGAAGUCAAAGGUCACUGUUUCCUAUGACUAACGCAGAGCAGAGCCUCGUAGAAGAUUAACCUAAUUGGUAGAUACUAACGAUGACAGCGACGACAUGAUCAAUACACCACACCGUGAUCCCUGUGGGUUUAAUGUGCUUAAGAAGAAAGAUCUCCUCUCCUCUGUCAGACAUUCACUGGACAGAAAGAAAGAAGACAAAGAACAGAAAGGCUUAGAGGGUGUGAAAGAAGGAGGAGUUACAGAGAAAAAAGGCAAAGUCCAAACGAGGGGCCCAAAGCAGAAAACAUACAGUAUUUGUUUGUGUGUGUGUGUGUGUGUGUGUAUUUGUGUGCUGUGGUGGCACACACAUUUCCAUUGCUGCUUCCCACAAAUGUUGCCUCAUUGGGGGGGGGGGUCAUGCAUGCUAGCUUCACACGCAUACACACACACACACAGGUACAGACCCACAUUUUGUUAGUGUGGGAACAAGAGAAGAAAAAAAAGCAUUUCAAAGCAUCUUCUCCUUCUCCUCCAUUACCUAUUCCCUGCCCCCCUUUUUGUUUCGUAGAUGCAUGUGCGCUUUGACAGUGACAGAAAACAGACUGCUGUUACUGAGACAAAAGCCUUGGCACAGGACCAAACAAAACAGCAGAACUUUUUUUUUAUCCAGACUGGCUGGAAAAAUGUCAGUGACACUGUAAAGCUCCUUGGGGAAUGACGAUGAUGAUCCUAGAGAUUGGCUAGAAGAAGGAUUGAAUGAAGGAGAAAGAAGAGUGGGUAAUGGGAUUAGGAAAAGGAAAUUGAAGAGGACAGAGAACUGGGGAGGGGGCUAGGGUAGGGGAGAAGGGGAAGGAGACAUACUGGUACACAGCUACACAAAAACAUUGUGAUUGAUGUCCCGGACUUAGAUGAAAUGAUGGAGCUCAACGGGACGCUGCUCCUGUAAAUAUAAAGCCAGGUUUGCUAAGAAGCCCCGUGUGAAAAAGAAAGAUUUGGCUGAGUCUUAAUUCUGUCUUUUUAGACCCUCUCACAGUGAUUUCUUCUUUACAUUAUCAUCUCAAGCUUAUUUCUUUUUGUCAUGGUGUGUUUGAGUCUGCUCUUUCCCUCCUGGUUUUCUCACGUCACCGUUAAUGAAGGCGAUAUAAGAGAGGAGAUGGACUGUUAUGUGGACGGUUUAAUCGCUGUAACUUAAGAAAGGUUUCUCACCUCAUCUGCUCUCCAUCGUUACCUCUGAAGCCGGAGUGGACAGUUGGAUUUGUCUGUCUGAAUGUCAAGGGAACACAAGACUUCCUUAAAGUGAUUCUUUAAAAAAAAAACAAAAAAAAACGCCUUUUGUAAAACGUAGACUCGGAUUUUAUCAAAAUUGUUUUUGUCUGUGUUUGACCAGUGCUCAUACUUACCUGCGAUCCAUAUUGGAGUGGUAGCCUUUUCACAUCAUAAAAACAUCUCAUGUGGCCACUUGAGACAAGAGCACUGAAAUAUACCAUAGUGAUACACAUUUUUUGUCAAAUCUCAGUCUUAUUUUCUCACAUCAACAUCAAGGUUUUUUUUUUUUGUUUUUUUACAUGUGUUGUACCAGUGGACCACACGUGUAUGUGAAUCAUUUGUCUUUUAUAAAGACUCUCUCGCAGAAGGCUGGCCACUAGUCUGGCAAAAAUACAAGCUGUAAUAUCUGAAAUGACAAAGCAUUACAAAAAAAUAAAUGAAAAGGAACGUUGCACAUAUUUAUAUUUCUAAAAUAUUUCAAUAAUUUAUAUUAAAGAGCACUAUUUUUACAAAAGUC
This is a messenger RNA of Siniperca chuatsi (mandarin fish), 3583 nucleotides long. RefSeq names its product suppressor of cytokine signaling 3b (gene socs3b). Gene Ontology annotation, cellular component: phosphatidylinositol 3-kinase complex. Gene Ontology annotation, biological process: phosphatidylinositol phosphate biosynthetic process; intracellular signal transduction. Gene Ontology annotation, molecular function: 1-phosphatidylinositol-3-kinase regulator activity. NCBI's taxonomy places the organism in Eukaryota, Metazoa, Chordata, Actinopteri, Centrarchiformes, Sinipercidae. The record is from RefSeq and is a predicted model, not a curated record. The coding region runs from base 822 to 1508 and encodes 228 amino acids. The transcript is spliced from 4 exons.